AUGAAGCGCAGAAGAGGGUACAGGAUAGUAUUGAUAGACGAAUCCUUGAGGAGACUCAGAGGGCUCUCCGGGGAGAGUCCGAGGCAUGUCAAAGUUAACCGUGACAAUAAGACUCUCUGCAUAUUAGGCGCGAAGACGAUAAUAUGCAUUUUUGGGUUGUUUGAAGUUGAAGUACUCCUCAUAUUUCUCGGCGCGAGGGAAUUCUCGACCUGCAAGGAGGGACGCGAUGGCAACUCUCCAACUAUUACAGUUGGUAAACCUUAUGGCAAGAGAAUGUUUAGGCAAGGUAUAGGUUUUGUUGGACUGACGAAGGGGAGUGGUAUUGCACUUAGGGCUGAUAAGAAGAAUUUAACAAAGCAUUGGGAGUUUUGGUGCUUCUUACACGGCCUGGAUUGGCCGCUGGUUCUGAAUAGCUGGCUUUGGCCGGAAGAUGCGGGCUUCACUAAUGAAAUACCCGGGGAUGAGGUUCCACUGCACAACAUGCUCCUCCGAGAAGCAGAUCUCAUCCUGCCGAACCAAUUCGACGCAGCUAUCGCAGCUACAGGCCCUUUCAGUGAUGACCAAGUCUCCACGGUGGAUCGGGUACACCUAUUCUUUAUAAAUGGAGGUGUUGGUUUCCGAAACCGUGUUGUUCCACUCAAACCCGAUCUAAAGCAUGGAGCAAUCUGGGCAGAGCGACUCCUUUGGAUUGAGCCAGACACCAUGUGUCGACACCAGCAGGACGGUCGAAUUUGGCACAAUUUCUUCUUAAUCGUGGUCUGUCUCAUGAAAACCCAGCCCACACAACUAAUCUCAAUUUUAGCAACGUUAUUCAUAACGUCGACCCAAUUUCUGACUCAAGGACUUUCACCAUUGCUCAAACUUUGGGCAUUGAAGACAAUAUCGAUCCUUACCUGGACAAAUGGAUUAAUCAAAUCUCUUAGUGCAAUCAUAGACUUCGGCGGUGUCGGAUUCAUUUCACCAAACGUUGGUAUCACAUCAUAUAUCGUGACACUCGAUCCUGCUCAGUUCAGUCUUGGUGCUUUCAACACCACACGAUUCUUCGAGGUGUUGGACACUCUUAGCUAUUCCCAGAUUCCGGAGCAUAAUCUACCAAAAUACACUCAACGCUUUUCAACUAUAUAUACAGUGGGCACAGGCCAAGGCCAUAUAUGGAAUAAUUAUUCAUUGCCGGUAUUUGACACUACUGACGAAAUUUCAAGAGAGCAAUCGUCGUCAGGAUUCCAGACAUCGCUUUGUUCAAUAUAUACCCAUAUACUGUAUUUGAAUACAUUCCGACUAAUCUACAUCUUUGUUAGACAGUCGAAAAUUCUAAUUCCCAUUAGAACAUAUCAGAUAUUCAACUCAUCUAGGGUUUCGUUGAUGGAAACAACUACUCGUAUGGCAGGAAAUGCUCACGGACUCUAUGAUGGAGCAUAUAGUGGCCCAGGAGAGGUCUUUGCGUCUGCUUAUAGUUUCGGAAUCGAUGCUUUUGGGUAUUCACCGUAUAGUGGAUGA
Molecule: messenger RNA, 1497 nt
Organism: Lindgomyces ingoldianus
Lineage: Eukaryota; Fungi; Ascomycota; Dothideomycetes; Pleosporales; Lindgomycetaceae
Exons: 18
Coding region: 1-1497 (498 amino acids)
Source: RefSeq, a predicted model, not a curated record